AUGUCAUUCGGAAGAUACGAGAUUUCACAAUCUUCGGGCCCAUAUUCGUUACACGUGCCGAUUUCCAACGAGACCUCGGUAAGCCCCACUUCAAUUUCCUCAGAUAACAUAUUAGCAUUUUUCAUUCCCGUAUUACUUUAACGCUAUCUGCUAGUUAUUUAACCGAAUUUCUCUCAUUUCGCUGCGUAGGAAGUGACCUUCAUCAUUGACGAGGACGUAUUCAUAGCCGUCAACGGCACAUGCCAGCUGAAUUCAUCCAUAGCAUUUGCAUUUUCCUGCCCCGUUGAUAUUUGUAAGUCCAUCUGACAUUCCAUGCAUGCUGCCAUUGGCUGCUUAAAAGCAAAUGUAGUAAAGCAACUGAAUAAACACCCCGCAAAUUGCUGGGUAUUUAAAAACAACUUCUGUUAGCUUUUUCCGUCUUUGAAGAACGCAUCGUAUUGCAUGGCUUUUUCGUUUUAGCUUCGCAACAGUGUCACGUAGACAUUAAGUUGCCCGAGGUCUCUUUCUUUGAAACUCUCAUGGUCAAAGUGAAUGAAACACAUGAGGAUCUCUACAUUCAUGGUAAGCAAAGAUGCAACCGUGGGAUGGUUUUAUUAAACCCCUCAUUGUUUUUUCAGUUGGCGAUUGCUUUCUUGAGCAUUACUGA
This is a messenger RNA of Spirometra erinaceieuropaei, 646 nucleotides long. The record is from the annotation of a GenBank genome assembly. NCBI's taxonomy places the organism in Eukaryota, Metazoa, Platyhelminthes, Cestoda, Diphyllobothriidea, Diphyllobothriidae.